This is a messenger RNA of Lolium rigidum, 2570 nucleotides long. RefSeq names its product meiosis regulator and mRNA stability factor 1. The record is from RefSeq and is a predicted model, not a curated record. Lineage: Eukaryota; Viridiplantae; Streptophyta; Magnoliopsida; Poales; Poaceae. Gene Ontology annotation, biological process: regulation of gene expression. The transcript has 3 exons. Gene Ontology annotation, molecular function: RNA nuclease activity. Gene Ontology annotation, cellular component: peroxisome. Bases 93 to 2048 code for a protein of 651 amino acids.
AAAAAGCGAACCCUCCUGGCCCCGCCCCGAAGACCCCAGCACCACCCCGGUCUCCGCCGGCGAAACUUCCACUAGGACUGUCGGCGGCGGCCAUGGGGGAGUACGCGGCGGCGAAGACGUCGGUGUGGUGGGACAUCGAGAACUGCGCCGUGCCCCGCAACUGCGACCCCCACCUCAUCGUGCAGAACAUCAGCUCCGCCCUCGCCACCGCCGGCCACGUCGGCCCCAUCUCCGUCUCCGCCUACGGGGACACCAACGGCAUCGCCCAGCCCGUCCUGCACGCCCUCUCCAGCACCGGCGUCUCCCUCCACCACGUCCCCGCCGGCAUUAAAGAUGCAAGUGAUAAGAAAAUCUUGGUUGAUAUGCUGUUCUGGGCUAUUGACAACCCUCCGCCAGCAAAUUUUCUGCUUAUCUCUGGUGACCGGGACUUCUCUAAUGCUCUUCAUAAGCUUAAGAUGAAGCGGUACACUAUUCUAUUGGCACAACCUCCAAAUGUGUCUCAGUCACUUACUGCCGCAGCAAAGAGUGUUUGGCGCUGGAAAAGCCUUGUGGCUGGAGAACCACCAUUAGCACAGUCACCAUACAUAAGCAGCAUACCAAGUGGAAAUAAGGAUGAUGUGGAUGCGUCAAAUUCUCCAGACGCGACUCAAAGCACUAACCCUCAAGUGCAGAAUACUUCUCAGCGUGAUCAUCAAAAUGGUGGUAAUGGAAAGGCAGAUAAGCAGUUUAAAGUGAAGCAACCUCGAAAAAUCCAGACUGACAGUGUAUCUAAACCAGCAAGCAAAAAGGAAGAUUCAGUUGAUGGAGUUGCUGAUAGUUCUAAAGGUAGCACUACUAACCAGCCAAGUCAGCCUUCUACACCAUCAUCAUCAACUUCUUCAUCAAGUUCUGAACCGCAGGGUGGGGCAAAGGUGAACCCGAUGAGUAAACCAAAAAACCCACCCCUUUUCCAGCCUAAAAAGCCUGUAAAACCCUCCCAUUCCCAUCAAAAUAGUGCUCCCCAUGACUAUUUUGGUAGUAAGAAGUCUGGUGUGUCAACUGAAUCUGCACUGAAAACUGGUGCUCCUGAUUCUGGCAUUGGUACUGGUGGCCUUCAUCCAAAACACCAGAACCAAUCCUCUCAGCUACCAAACCCACAAAAUCCAGUGACUCCUCAUCCUCACAGUGGACCUGGUAAAUUUAACGCAUCAAAUUUACAUAGAACCAGUUCAUGCCCACCACAAGCCGGGCAAAAUGGUGUUCCGACUGCACCAUUGCAGUCCUGGCCAAGUGCUCCUCCCUAUCAUGCCCCACCAGUUAAUUAUCCUGAUAUGAGUCAGUUGAAUAUUGCUGGAUACCCCAUAGGAGGUCACAACUACCAAGGUUUGAACAUGAACUACCACCCAAACCAGUCUGGUGCUGCUCAACCUCCUUACAAUAGUUAUGGUUACAUACCUCCAACUCCACCUAAUGUAUCCAGCAACAUGCAAAAUGCUGGACAAUGGGGAGUUAACACCGGAUGUCCACAGCCAUCUUCUGACUCUCAAAUUCUGAUAAGAAAUAUCAUAAGUGCUUUGGAAGUACUGAAGACCGAGAAGCUUCCACCAACAGAACAGUAUAUAUCAGAUUGCAUACAUUAUGGAGGCGCCAAUCUACCAAGUUUUGAUGUUAAGAAGGCUCUUGAAAUUGCCAUUCAGCAUCAAGCCAUCGUCACUAAGAAGUUAGGGCAUAUGUCAUUUUUUCUAGGAAAAAAUGAAAAUCUCUGGAAGUGUGUGAAUGUACUGGAUACCAGCGCACAUUACCCAAAAGAGACGCUAGAUGCUGUUCAUAGGUACAUAUCUUCUGCCGGUGGCUGUUCCGCGCUAAAGAACUCCCAGUCCAGGUAUCAAGCUGCAACUCUCUUAAAGAACGCAUGCUUGAAACGUCUUUCCCUUGGUGAAGUUAUCCAGCUGUCGUAUACGAUAACUGAUAAAAUGAAGUGGUUUGUUCCCCACCCUUCGGGCUGGCAGCCAUUAUCAAUGAACAUAAUAGUGGUUGAUGCUACUCGAGGCGCUAAAGGAAAACCUUAGCCUUGGCACAUUCCUCAGACCAAAUCGGAUGGACACUUUGAGUUCUGGUUAUCUAGUGCCAUGGCUCAUCUUCGUUCUGCCAACAAUUUCUUUUAAAAGCAAUAUCGUGUCCGUAUGUCUUAGUGGGAGUCAAACUGUCAUUAGGCUACUGGUUUUGUUCCCAUUACGCCGAAGGGAGCAGCUCAGGUUAUGGCUACUGUUACGAGAAUGGUGCUUCUGUCAGUCAAUUGGUUCUGCAACCAAAGACUCAAAGGGGAAACAAAAGGGUUAUUUCCUUUGUUCAGGCAGGAAAAACGUGCCUGAUAUUAGAAGUUAUGAUCUCUUCCCCUGUGGGCCUAAAAGGCAUGCUCGAAAUCUCACGAGUUGAUUUCAGUCAAGCCUUCAGUAGUGACUCAAGAAGCUGCUGCUGUUCAAGGUGCUCAAUGAAGCCUCCUUUAUAUGUAAAUUACUAAACUCUCACUCGUAAGAGACAUGGAUGGAUAUAUCAUGUGAUGUUCAAUGGCUCUGGGUGGUUUGAAUCUU